Molecule: messenger RNA, 162 nt
Organism: Glarea lozoyensis ATCC 20868
Lineage: Eukaryota; Fungi; Ascomycota; Leotiomycetes; Helotiales; Helotiaceae
Exons: 1
Coding region: 1-162 (53 amino acids)
Source: RefSeq, a predicted model, not a curated record
AUGGUGUGUAGCGCGCGUGCUUUAUUUGUUGGGUUAUACGAGAAAAGAGAACUCAGAAAAUGGAAAGGGGCGGCAUUGGGGGACUUGGUGGGCAGGGCCGCAUGUGAUGUUAAUGAUCUUGGCGAUUGUGUCAUCGUUGAAAGUGCUGUAAGAGGUGCUUGA